AUGGCGCACGUGGGAGAAGCAUUUUCCGCCAAACCGCUCUGCUCAGAUCCCCCCAAUCCGCUCAACCUUUGCCCCCACACCUCGACGCCGCUCGGAUCUCCAGCAACUACUAGCGCCAACAAGACUUCAAGUCAUAUCGCCAGCAUGGGUCUCGAGGACGGGCUUUCCGAUGACGUGCGUGUGAUCACCGAGAAGUCGCUACCAGCCGACGCCUCCUCCUUCGGCCUGGGAGCCUUCGCCGGCACAAUGUUCAUCCUCUCCUCCUACCUCGCCGGGUGGGCGCCCGACUUGACGUGGGUGACGGUGGCGCUGUUCUACGGCGGCUUGGGGCAGUUCGUGGCGGGCAUGUGGCAGUACAAGCGCAACUGCGUCUUCUCCUCCACCUCCUUCUCUUCCUACGGCUGCUUCUGGAUGUCGCUCGGCCUCUUCUACUGCUUCAAGCUCUGGAAAUGGGUGCCGGCGGACUACGACGUGGCGGGCGCGGAGGCGUGGUUCCUGGUGGCGUUCUUCCUGUUCAACACGUACAUGCUGGCGGCGGCGUUCACGCUGUCCGUGGUGAACGUGGUGGUGUUCGGCCUGUACGAGCUCACGCUCGUCUGCCUCAUCAUCGGCGACUUCCUCAAGCAACCCGUCGACGGCGGUGCCUCCUGGAUCACCGCCGGCGGCUACAUCGGCGUCUUCACCUCCGUCUCGGCGUGGUACGCGUCGUUCGCGGUGCUCUUCAACGGCAUGGUCGAUCGCGAGAUCAUGUACCUCGGCAAGCCGCUCAUCAACAUCAAGCGCGACUAG
Molecule: messenger RNA, 789 nt
Organism: Closterium sp. Yama58-4
Lineage: Eukaryota; Viridiplantae; Streptophyta; Zygnematophyceae; Desmidiales; Closteriaceae
Source: the annotation of a GenBank genome assembly